Molecule: messenger RNA, 588 nt
Organism: Miniopterus natalensis
Lineage: Eukaryota; Metazoa; Chordata; Mammalia; Chiroptera; Miniopteridae
Gene: SPMIP9
Product: sperm microtubule inner protein 9
Cellular component (GO): cytoplasm
Source: RefSeq, a predicted model, not a curated record
AUGGCGGAAGCAGGGCUAACCAACUUGUCUGUGCCUAGGUCGUCGGCCAUGGCACGUGCGGUGCACCCCAGACAGGCCCCUGUGGACUUAGACAUAUACCAAAGCUCCUACAUGGUCGACUAUCAGCCCUACGGGAAGCACAGAUACACCAGAGUCUCACAGCAGGAGCAAGCGAAGGUGGACACCCAGCUCAGGGAAAAAGAAUUUUAUAAGCCCACCCCCAACCCCUACCCCAAGCUAGAAGAUGGGUACCCUGCCUUCAAGAGACCUUACAUGAAUGCCAAAGACCUGGGGCAGAGCAGCUUCUUCCCGUCGCUGGACCCCAUGAGCACCGAGGACAAAUACAGGUUCCGCUGCACCUGCCCCUCCAGGUACCAGGCUUUCCACGCUCUGCCCCUGGCCCCGGGCCGACUGGACCGCAGCCACCAGAGUGCGGCCUUCCCGUGCCUCCUGGAGCCGGAGCCCCAACCUGCUGCAGAGGACCGCAAAGGCUACUUCCUGCUGCCGGGCUGCCCCUGUCCUUGCCACCCCGCGGUCAAGGUCCCCAUCUUGACCCGAUGGGGCCCCUUACUGCCGUUUUACCAGUAG